AUGGUCGUCUUCUAUGAUGAGAUCCCUGCCAAGCUGUUUGACUUUAUCGAGCGCCAGCCGCUCUUUUUCGUCGCAACGGCGCCCCUCUCUGCGCAGCACCGCGUCAAUCUCUCGCCCAAGUCUGCCACGGGCUGCUUCGAGCUCGUGGGUCCGCGCAAGCUGCGCUAUCUCGAUCUGACUGGCAGCGGCAACGAGACGAUCUCGCACCUCAACGAGGUCGGCAACGGCCGCAUCACCGUCAUGUUUGUCAAUCUCGAAGAGGGCGCGCCCAACAUUGUGCGCAUGUAUGGCCGAGGCACGGUGCACGAGCGCUUCUUUGACGGCUUCUCAUCACGCGUCCAAGACAGGCAUCCACCCGGGACGCGGGCGCUGAUCGAGGUCGACGUGGCGAUGUGCAGCACCUCGUGCGGCUUCAGCGUGCCCAUCUAUGCGUACCUCCGCGAGCGCCAGACACUGGCCGAGUGGGCUAGGAACAUGGAGUCGUGGGGUGUGGAGCGGGCGGAGAAAAAGUACGGCUUUGUCACCUCCGACGUGCCCUCGUUCCCCAACGCCAACUCCGAUGCCGACGCGAAAGGGGGCGGCGAUGAGGGAGAGGGCCAAGUCAGCUUGCGGGUGGCAAGGACGGCGUGGGAGGCGUACCUGCUCUUCAAGAAUGCAAGGUCCAUCGACGACCUCCCCGGCCUCGUCGUUGCAGGGAACAACCGACGAAUCACCGCGCCUCGGGCGACGAAGGGCGAUUUAGACGUUUUCCGACCGACAAGAACAAGUCCGCCCUCAUCUGCCACAGCGGCGGCGGCGACGGCAUCCGCGUCGGCUCUUCAACGUCAGAAGGCGCGCUCCCUGGACCGCCACGAUGUCGUCAUUGCCGCAAAUGCCUUCUGUCUCGGCUCCCUCUUUACCAUUCUCAUCUCGUACCUCUUUUCUCUCACGCCUCAGCCUUAG
Messenger RNA from Acaromyces ingoldii, 942 nucleotides. RefSeq lists its product as hypothetical. The record is from RefSeq and is a predicted model, not a curated record. Lineage: Eukaryota; Fungi; Basidiomycota; Exobasidiomycetes; Exobasidiales; Cryptobasidiaceae. Bases 1 to 942 code for a protein of 313 amino acids. The transcript is spliced from 2 exons.